Tinamus guttatus (white-throated tinamou) is the source of this 638-nucleotide messenger RNA. Lineage: Eukaryota; Metazoa; Chordata; Aves; Tinamiformes; Tinamidae. The record is from RefSeq and is a predicted model, not a curated record.
AUGAGGCCUCCCCGUGGCACUGACUGCCAACGUGUUUCGCUUCGUCGGCAGUUUCACCCAGAUGACAUGGCAGAACUUCUUCUUGGGGAGUCCAAACUAGAACAAUUUUUGAAGGAAAAUGCUCUUAAACAGAGCAGUAGCCCCCGGGGCCCCCGGCCAAAGCUGACUGAAGUCAGGAAACAUCUUACUGCAGCACUUGACAGAGGAAACCUAAAGCCAGAAUUCUUACAAGAAGCUAACCUCAUUAUGGCCAAAUUGAACUAUGUGGAAGGUGACUACAAAGAAGCUCUAAACACCUAUGCCAGAGUUGGAGUAGAUGACUUGCAACUAGCUGCAGUGCCACCCUACAGACUAAGAAUGAUUGCUGAAGCAUAUUCUACUAAGGGUCUCUGUCUUGAGAAGUUGCCAAUUUCUUCUUCAGCUAGCAACCUCCAUGUGGACCGUGAACAAGAAAUUGUUACUUGCUAUGAGAAGGCUGGGGAUAUUGCUCUCCUCUACCUUCAGGAGAUAGAAAGGGUAAUUAAUACCAAUAUACAAAACAGGAGUCCUAAGCCAGGGCCUGCUGCACAGGAGCAAGAACUUGGCUUUUUCUUGGAAACAGGACUUCAAAGAGCACAUGUUUUAUAUUUCAAGAAUGG